GAGUAGGAUGACAAAAAAACAGAAAUUGCUAUGUAGAAUAUGAGAAAAAUAAUGCCUUUUCCAGAUGAGAAUUUUAGACAUAGAUAAAAUAAUUGGAAUGAAAUAAUUUAGAAAGUCGCAGAAGAAUCAUUGUUACAAUGGCAGGACACUACAAUUGGCCGCAUGUGCUGAACUUAAGUAACAGCAUCAUUGGUGUUACUGUCCUGGCCAUGCCAUUCUGUUUCCAACAGUGUGGGGUGGUGUUGGGAAUACUGAUGCUGUUUUUCUGUACAUGGCUAACCCUGAUGUCCUGCAGGCUCCUCAUAACUGCUGGGAUUUCCUCCAGGAAGCGAUCCUAUGGAUUCCUAGCACAGUAUACCCAUGGAGCUCCAGGAAAGCUGGCUGUAGAACUGGGUAUGAUAGGUCUCCAGAUGGGAACUCUCGUGGCUCAGGUGGUGAUUAUAGGAGAUCUAGGACCAGCAAUCAUAUCCAAGUGGACAGGACUGUCGAACACGAACAACUUGCGUACAGCACUGAUAAUGUUGGCCUGUACCUGUAUCGGUCUGCCACUGGGUCUUCUCCGGAAUCUGGAGACUGUCAGUAGGGCCAGCACCUUCUGUAUCUGUUUCUACUCCAUGUUUGUCCUCUAUGUUGUUGGAUUGUCUGUUCCUAAUCUGAAGGCUGGAAACUGGUACGAAAAAGUCAACUUCUGGAGAGUGGAUGGCCUGUUUAAAUGUUUGCCAAUAUUCUCCUUUGCUUUUGGAUGUCAAACACAGCUGUUCAUUCUCUAUGAUGCCCUCCCUGAGCCGUCUCUGAAGGAGAUCAGUGCCAUUGUGGGUAGUGCUGUCAACAUGUGCACUGUAGCUUACCUACUGGUUGGUUUCUUUGGGUAUGUGGCGUUCUGUGAUACCACAAUUGGUGGCGAUGUCAUCACCCAGUUUUCAGAAACUCUAGUGGUGGAUAUUAUACAGAUUCUAUUUGUUCUGUCCAUUGUUGUCUCAUUUCCCCUCAUCAUUUACCCGUGUCGAGGAAGCUUCUAUACUCUGCUGUUUGCUCAGAAGCCCAAACAUGAGGACAUAGAGUCUCGGCCCAUAAUUCCAGAGAUUCAUUUUAAAGUCAUCACUGUGUGUAUAGUCAUGUUUGCAAUGAUAACAGGAAUUCUAGUCCCCAAUGUUGAGUUUGUCCUUGCGAUGAAUGGAGCUACAAUGGGAACGUUGAUUUGUUACAUCUUCCCCGCUGUGUUCUUCCUGAGAGUCAUGACUGGAUCAUCUGACAAAAAGAACAUUGCUCAGUUUGUUUUCAUUGUUGGAGUUACAAUCAUGGUCCUAUGUACGUACACAACACUGAACUCCCAGGACCAUGUCAAACCAAAGCCAGUCAUCACAGACAAAGCAACAGUGGCAGCUAAACAGAGUAUCAAGUCAGAGGAGAAAAUCAAGAAAGAUAACCCUGUUAUUGAUGUAUUCAAGAAGACUGCUGGGCAGGUCAUAGAUAAAGAUAGAAGAGUGGACCCACCAGACAAAGACAGUAAAGUAAAGUCAUUACCUGAGGAUGACAUAAGACAGGAACCACCAAAUCCCCACCCACCUGACAAGGGACCAGUAGAGGUGAAUAAUAGUCAUAAAGAAAGUGUGAAAGAGACAAAACCAGUGAAACAGACAAGCACAAAACUGGUAAAAGAGAGUAGCAAGGGUAGUAAAAGACAAAAACAAAGAAGUAAAACCAAAGGAGAGGGACCAGAAACUGUCCUCAGGGAGGAAAGAAAGAAGAAGACCAUGAAGGAGGGAGAGGAUCCUGUCAAGGUAUUAGAUGAGGGGGAGGCUGUGGAGGGGGGAGAUAAUGAGGAGAAGGUCAAAGAGACGGAACAGAAACAACAGGAUCUAUUGGACGAAUUAAAAAAGCAGCAGAUAGAGCACAAAAAACUGAUCCAGGAGCAGCGGGAGAUUCUCAAGGAGCUAAAGGAACACAAAAAGGACGCCCAUAAAAAGGAGGAGGGGGCAAAGCAAACACAGGCACCGUUAAAUAAUGAAGGGCAGGUUGUAAAGCAGGAUGCAGGACCAAUUCAAAAGAGAAAUGUACCAAAUGUAGAUCCUCAGCAACAUCAGAACAUUCCAGCACAGGCACCGGGAGUAGGCCAGCAACAGAUCCUACAAAAUGUGCAACAGCUGCAGGGUCAACAACAGGGUGCACAAGGUCAAAAUCAACUGAACCAGCAGGCUCAACAGGUGAAUAUACCUGGCCAAAGUCAGUUCACGCAACAGCCUCAACAUGCCAACCUACAAGGUCAGGGUCAGUUAAAUCAACAUCCUCAGCAAGCCAACCUACAAGGUCAAGGUCAAUUCAACCAACAGCCUCAGCAAGUCAACCUACAAGGUCAAUUCAAUCAACAGCCUCAGCAAGCAAACUUACAAGGUCAAGGUCAAUUUGUUCAUCAAGGGAAUCAAGGCAAGAUUAUUCCAGCACAGCAGUUAGAUCAAACGUUUAAACCACAACAGCAACCGAUAAACAAUGACAAUUUCAACAUUCCUAAUCAACAAUUUCAGAUAAAACAAGCACCUAGUAGGAAGGAUGGAGAAGUGAAAACUCUGGACGGAGACAAGCCAAUCGUUGCUCAGGAAUCUAGACUUUCUGACAAUAUGCAGAAUAAAAUAGGUGGUCCAAAGACAGUGGAGAAAAGUCAGAAAACAGCAGAAAAGAAGGAAGGAAAAGUCAAAACUCCUCACUCUGAUAUCUAGAAGAAAUUUAACUUAUAGGUUAAUUUUUGUUCAACUACAAAUACUUCAACUGUUUCCUGUUCAUGAUGUUAUUUAUGAGAUAUAUGUAUCAGUGUUAUGUACAUGUUUUGGGGGAAUGUAUUGAUGAAUGUCCUAAAUGUACAGAUGUAUUU
Molecule: messenger RNA, 2866 nt
Organism: Saccostrea cuccullata (small rock oyster)
Lineage: Eukaryota; Metazoa; Mollusca; Bivalvia; Ostreida; Ostreidae
Product: putative sodium-coupled neutral amino acid transporter 10
Exons: 15
Coding region: 138-2714 (858 amino acids)
Biological process (GO): amino acid transmembrane transport
Molecular function (GO): L-amino acid transmembrane transporter activity
Source: RefSeq, a predicted model, not a curated record